GUAGGCGUGAAUGCAAGUCAUAGUUGUCAAUCUGACAGCUGAUCGAGAUACGCCAUUUUCGUAGAUUUUUGUCUCAAAUUUAUGUGAUUCUUCAAAAGAAUCACUUAAUACCUUGGUCAUCAUAGAUUUAAGUCCUUCCAAUAAAGAUGACGAGUGGAAUGCCAGAAUUGGGCUCCAAAAUAAGUCUGGUAUCGAAGGCAGAUAUCCGAUAUGAAGGAAGAUUAUUCACCGUCGAUCCUCAAGAAUGUACAAUAGCUUUGGCGUCCGUACGUUCGUUUGGAACUGAAGAUAGAGAAACGCCAUGUCCUAUUCCCGCUCAAAACCAAGUAUAUGAAUACAUACUGUUUCGAGGUUCCGACAUCAAGGACAUUCGAAUAGUGGAGAAUCCACACCCCCAGCCUCUAAAUGACCCCGCGAUCAUGCAGUUAUCGGUGCCGCCGAGCUUGGCGGGACCUCAGCCGUUCCAGCAACACCCCAUAUUGGGGCACAUGGGGCACAACCCUUAUGGAACUUUUCUGCCCAUGGGUGGACUGACUGCCAACGCGGCCCCAGGACUGCAAGCUGUGGGAAUGAGCAGGGUAGGACCGCCGCCCGGUUCAAAGCCAAGUGAGUUGAUAAUUCCAACUACAGGGGGGCCCCCUCCCGACGUGGGGUUCGCGCCCCCUUCGAUAUUGUCGCCCCCUCCUCCUUCUGCGGGCGAUCAGACGAGGCCUAUCGAGCACCCCGGUUCUGUUUUAGAUUUGAUUGGAGGUGGAGCAAAUAGUCGCAGCACUACUCCUGUCUCAAUCGGUUCUCGAAAGUCCAUUUCCGUUGACCAAGGUACUCAGGCUGGAGGUAGCCAACAAAAGGAUGGAAAUAAAAGACAAGUUAAACCGAUCCAACCACCCAAAGGCCAGCAACAAAGGAACAAGUCCAGAGAAAGAAAUAAUCAGAAUAGAAAUGAUAAUCAGGAUCAUAGAUCUCAGUACUCUCAACAGCAUCAGUACAAUCAGGGUUACCAACACAACAGAGGUCGCCCGCAACACCAAAACAACCAACAAAUGACAUAUCAGCACCAGCAGAGAGGUCCAGCUGGAGGUUGGAUUAACAAUCAGAGGAAUAUGCCAGCCAGGGGAAGAGGCAGACCUAGAGGAGGUCCAUUUAGGCCUGGUGGUCAAUCUGGACAGUUAGGUAGCAAGAAGACCACACUGAAAUUUGAUAACGAUUAUGAUUUUGAGCAAGCCAACACGGAAUUUGAGGAACUGAAGAAUAAACUGGCAAAGGUGAAGCUCGAUGAAGCGGGCAGUUCAAAAAGUGAGGUCAACGGCGAGGCGGCGCCGGUUGAACCCGUCGACAAGAAGGACGACUCGGGCAACGAGACCGGAGCAGGCGAGACUGAGCAGGACGAGGACCAUGAAGUCUACUACGACAAGAGCAAGUCGUUCUUCGACAAGAUCUCAUGCGAGGCAGUGGAAAGGGCCAAGGGCAAGAUGCAGCGGACGGACUGGCGCAAGGAGCGCAAGCUCAAUUCGGAGACGUUCGGAGUUGCGGCCACCAGGCGGGGAAGUUAUAGGGGUCGAGGAGGUUUUAGGGGCGGAUAUCGUGGUGGUUUCCGGGGAAACUACAGACAACCAAAUCAGCCACAACGCAGAAGCAACAACGAGCAACAGCAGAACAGUAGUCAACAGAACCAACAAGGCCCCUCCUCCUCCUCAUCCUUCACCGGUCCGCUUUACUGCCCUCUCUCGAACGAGGAGGCCCUAGCGAAAAUAAAGCAACAGCAGCUGGAGGAAGCGGCCAAGAAGGCGGCGGCCGCGGUGGCCACCGCGCAUCCGCAGGACGGCACAGACCAGCCGGAAGGGGCCGACAUGGCGCAGGCCGCCAAGCUCGGUCUGUGUGACGCAAUAACCAUAGAGGCCGCUGCGGCUGCUAGCACUACCGUGAAAGACGUGGCGUUGGUGUUGAAUAAUGUCGAGGAAAAAGGUUCCUCUUGUCUAGAGAAGGAAGCAGACGAGACGGAGACGAAAGCAAACGAUCCUCCCGCGUGUAUGGGUCAGGUGACUGUGAAACCAUGAUCUGACAAGUAAAUAACUGGCCAACUGACACAGGAGUUUUAGAACACGUACUAUUCGACCGACGGACGACGAAAGUAGGAAUCUCCUCCGAUUCAGUUUGUACCAGUUGACUGUGAUGGGACCGACAAAAAUGAAAAGAGAGUGAACUUUAAAAAAACUAACAUUAUGUUCGAUUAGUCACCAUAAAAAAGAGACGAAAAAACGGUCCGCGCAAAAAUAUUUCGAAGCGCUCUAGUUCGUGUGUCGUGCUUUUCCACAUUUCCUGGUGUCAGUAUUAACUUGUAGGUUAGAUGUAAUAAUGUACCUUAAGUGAUAAUAUUUUUAUUUUAUAUAAAGAAAACCCAUAAAAUGGCAGGAUAAGAAUCAUUGUAUAUUUUUACUGCUGCCGUUAGAAAUUAUUAUUUUGUUUCUUUUAUACUGCAUAGCUUUUACAGAUCGGUUAGGAGAACACGUGCGGGAUAGAAUUAUAAUUUAGUUUUUUUUGGUUAAUUUAUGAUUGGAAAAUGUUUUAAACGAGGCAAAAAAUUUCAGUUGUGUGAUGAUAGGUUCUAACUGGUCGACCGCUCCAUUGUUGUAAUUUAUUAUUUUUGUUAAAAAUAAAAGGACUAAAUGGACUUUGUAAUUUAAAUAAAUUUUUGAAAUAAAAUAAAAACCCCCUUCAUUCAAA
This is a messenger RNA of Sitophilus oryzae (rice weevil), 2721 nucleotides long. RefSeq names its product protein LSM14 homolog B. The transcript is spliced from 10 exons. Gene Ontology annotation, cellular component: P-body. Gene Ontology annotation, biological process: cytoplasmic stress granule assembly; P-body assembly. Bases 147 to 2054 code for a protein of 635 amino acids. NCBI's taxonomy places the organism in Eukaryota, Metazoa, Arthropoda, Insecta, Coleoptera, Curculionidae. The record is from RefSeq and is a predicted model, not a curated record. Gene Ontology annotation, molecular function: mRNA binding.